GACGCCGACACUUUGACGCGGCUUUCUUUUCUCCCUCGACUUCGCUUCCUUCCAGACAAAGUAGCGUCCGCCCUGCAUGGCCCCAACGUCGCUGUGCAUGUCAGCCGUGACCAAGAGUGAAGAUCCGCCCUCGGCGCAGGUCGCCGCCAUGCAGACCAGCCUGGAGGACGCCGGGAAGCCCAAAGUCUCCAUCCUGCCCUUCAGCGUGGAGGCUCUGAUGGCGGACAGGAAGCCCAGCCGGGAGGCGCCUUCGCCGGACGGACCCUGCGGAGCCGGCGGGCUGGGGAUCCGCUUCGGAGGCUUGGACGCCACCCCCAUGAGCUCCUCUUUUUCCGUGGUGAGCCUGCAGGAAGACGCGCUGGUCAAGCCCGAGAGUCCAGACGGCCAGGAGAGGACCGCCUGGAUGCAGACUUUUUCCCCGACGCCUCCUCGAAGGUUGAGUCCUCCGGCGUGUCCGCUGCGGAAGCACAAGACCAACCGGAAGCCGCGCACGCCCUUCACCACGUCCCAGCUGCUGGCCCUGGAGCGGAAGUUCCGGCAGAAGCAGUACCUCUCCAUCGCCGAGCGCGCCGAGUUCUCCAGCUCCCUCAGCCUGACCGAGACCCAGGUCAAGAUCUGGUUCCAGAACCGCAGGGCCAAGGCCAAGCGGCUGCAGGAGGCCGAGCUGGAGAAACUGAAAAUGGCAGCCAAGCCCAUGUUGCCGCCGGCCUUUGGGAUUUCCUUCCCGCUGCACGGCGCGCACGUCCCGGCCUCCUACGCGGCCUCGCACGCCUUCCAGCGGCACUCGCUGCCGGUCUCCCCGGUGGGACUGUACGCCGCGCACGUCGGAUACAGCAUGUACCACCUGGCCUAGCUGACGUCACCUACUUGGGACUUGUAUCGCGGAGGACCCCCACUUGGCCAGUAAGUUCCUACAACCAGAUGCGUCUUCUUCCAGAAAAGGGGACAAUUUGACUGAGUUCAGUUCAAAAAGGGACCAAAUUAAAACACUCACUUGGACGGGUGUAAACAGAAAGGCUCUACGUCCACUGCAGUGGACAUUUGGCAUUUACACAAUUUUACAUAACAUUAAAUAUAAUAAAAACACUUUAAAUGUAAACACAUCAGAAGAUCUUUGCUUUGGCAUUUUCACCUCUAAAGGCCUGCGUCCUCUGCAGUGGACAUUUGGCAUUUACAUAUCUAUUUUUUUUUUUGCAGAAAAUUAAAUACAAUAAUGUGUUGAAUAGACGAUCUUGGACAUGUGUCAAAAAAGAUCCUUACCAUCACAUUUUAACCUCCUAAAGCGUCCUCUGCAGUGGACAUUUGUCAUUUUCAUACUAUUUUUUGCAGAAAAUUACAUCUAAUAAUUAAAAACACCAAAGCGCCUCCUGUCGUAUAGAGGAUCUUGGA
This is a messenger RNA of Entelurus aequoreus (snake pipefish), 1389 nucleotides long. RefSeq names its product muscle segment homeobox 1a (gene msx1a). Bases 77 to 853 code for a protein of 258 amino acids. The transcript has 2 exons. Gene Ontology annotation, cellular component: nucleus. Gene Ontology annotation, biological process: regulation of transcription by RNA polymerase II; embryonic morphogenesis. The record is from RefSeq and is a predicted model, not a curated record. NCBI's taxonomy places the organism in Eukaryota, Metazoa, Chordata, Actinopteri, Syngnathiformes, Syngnathidae. Gene Ontology annotation, molecular function: RNA polymerase II transcription regulatory region sequence-specific DNA binding; DNA-binding transcription factor activity, RNA polymerase II-specific.